AUGGGGAAAAUCCCGACUUACAAACAGUUGACUGUAUCCGCAGCUCCCGUAGAGUUAGGAGGCUGUCGGAUCGCGGGACCCCCCAAGAUCGACCCUCCUGGGGCAAUCAGAGAAAUGCCCCACCAAAUUAUAUACAACCAAGCUGGGUACCCCGGACUUGCCCCCAACGCAGACUUUGCCCCGGAUGGGGCUGCCCCCUACACUGUGAAUGGAUAUGCAGGUAUUGGGGGUCCCCAGCAUUACUUCCCCUUCUCUGCAGUCAAGUCGGAAUUUGUAGAUUUCGGGGGGCAGGGGGAUGCGGAGAGCUCCCCGCAGGUCGUGGGAAUGCCCUGGAACCCCUUCUCCCACCUGGAGAGCCCAGGUCAGACGGGGUUCCCGGGGUCUGGGUUCGCAGUAAGAGAGGAGAACCCCGGCGUGACUCAGAUAAGGAGGCCCACCAAGAGAGGAAGAGACCCCCAGGAGGAUCCCGACAGCCCAAAGGGGGCCCCGCAACCGGCGCUCUCCAGCCCACCUUCUUACGGACAAUACUGGGGUCCCUCCGCCCCAAGCGUGUGGCAGCCGGCCCUGAACCCGACAUCCACCCCCAGGAUCCUGGAGAGCCCACCACAGACCAACCCUGCCGGGACCCCGGCCAUGUACCUCUCCCCGUCCUACCAAAGCCCCAACUCCUCGGCAGACAGCGGGAUCCCCAGCCCCGAGACCACCCGGUGCAGCAGCGCAGCCAGCUCGGGGUCUGCACUCACCAGCGGGACCCCCGGGAGCGAGUCCAAGGGGCUCGGCAACUCUCUCGCCAGCGACAGCGAAGAGGAAGUUCCAUCGUCCGCAGAAAUGGAGGAAUUCGCCAAGGAACUGAAACAUAAAAGGAUCACCAUGGGGUUUACGCAGGCGGACGUGGGGAACGGCCUAGGGGCCCUGUUUGAUAAAACUUUCAGUCAGACGACCAUCUGCCGAUUCGAAUCCCUCCAACUCAGCUUCAAAAACAUGUGCAAACUGCAGCCCCUCCUGAAGAGCUGGCUCCACGAGGUGGAAACCAACGAGGACAGCCGAGAAAUUGUUAGCAGAGGGGAGAUGCUGCCGCACACGGUGAGGCGUAAACAUAGGACUUGUAUUGACGCCAUGACGAGACGCAAUUUGGAGUCCCACUUCAGUAAAUGCGCCAAACCCGGACCUCAAGACAUAAACCAGAUUGCAAGGGACCUCAACAUGGAGAAAAGCGUGGUGCGUGUUUGGUUUUGUAACCGGCGACAAAAAGGGAGACGACAGAUUAUAAAAUAUAAUUUGGAGACCACAGGGUUCCCCUACGCAGUCACGGGCUCAACCCACUCCUUCACUACCCGAAUCUUCACCAUCAUCUCCACCCCUGCCCCCCCCCCGUGCCCUGACUCCUUUCCUGUUGAGAUCUGUAAAGCGGGCAUUAAAUUAUUUGACCUCACAGUCAACGUCUGUGCCUCCCGAUUGCCCUCUAGUUAG
Messenger RNA from Spea bombifrons (plains spadefoot toad), 1470 nucleotides. Its product is annotated as POU domain, class 5, transcription factor 1.2-like. Gene Ontology annotation, biological process: regulation of transcription by RNA polymerase II. The transcript is spliced from 7 exons. The coding region runs from base 1 to 1470 and encodes 489 amino acids. The record is from RefSeq and is a predicted model, not a curated record. Gene Ontology annotation, molecular function: DNA-binding transcription factor activity, RNA polymerase II-specific; RNA polymerase II cis-regulatory region sequence-specific DNA binding. Lineage: Eukaryota; Metazoa; Chordata; Amphibia; Anura; Pelobatidae.